Messenger RNA from Gadus chalcogrammus (walleye pollock), 2047 nucleotides. RefSeq names its product transmembrane protein 119b (gene tmem119b). The record is from RefSeq and is a predicted model, not a curated record. Lineage: Eukaryota; Metazoa; Chordata; Actinopteri; Gadiformes; Gadidae. Gene Ontology annotation, biological process: positive regulation of osteoblast proliferation; positive regulation of bone mineralization; positive regulation of osteoblast differentiation. The coding region runs from base 273 to 1130 and encodes 285 amino acids. The transcript has 2 exons. Gene Ontology annotation, cellular component: plasma membrane.
CUCCCGGAGAAUCACAAGGCAGCCGGCCAGGGGGAGGGGGGAGGAGAGGCCUGCGAGCAGAGGGGGAAGGAGGGAUCUGUAACUCAUCGACGGCUUCUCCUCCAGGAUCCAGAUGCAGACUCCCCUGUGAAACCCGAAGCUGUGCGCCACUGCUGCAGCAGGCAGACAUCUUUUGUGUGUGUGAGUGUGUGAAUGGUUCUCAAAGACGCUUUGUAUUAUACCCACUCCUUCUUCGCCGUAGUAGGGAGCAGGCUCUCUUUUGGUGGAGCCUGAUGAUGCAUCCGAUGGCUCCACACGGGAUCGGCCUGUCUUUAGCGCUGUGGUCCGGCAGCAGUUUGGCCUCACCAUUCCCUCUACAGAUCCUAGCGGAGGGGAGCGCCACAGAAGAAGAGACCGGCGCCUUGGCCCCGGGUCCUACACAGCUGACCACCAGAAGCAGCACGCUCCUCGACUACCAAACUACGCCCACCGGUGACCUGACGGAUGGGGCGGCUACCGCUCUGGAUCAGGUCGUUGAAUUCCUCCACAGGAACCUGAUCUAUAUCGUCGCUGGAGCCUCGGUCGCCCUCCUUAUGCUCCUCAUCAUGUGCAUCGCGGUCACCUUGAAGCGGAAAUUGAGGAUCAAUGCGUACUACCCGUGCUCUUUCCCCGCAAAGAUGUACGUGGAGCAGAGGGACAAGGAAGGAGGGGUGAAACGCUUCGACCAGGUGCCAGAGAAGGCCCCUAGAUUGCAGCAGAGUGUGCCUGUAGACUCCGGUCAGCGGCUCCAGCAGGACAUCAUGAGGGCGGUCAAGGGUCUCCGGACACCCACCAAAAAAGCUACCAAGGUAGGAGAAGCCGCGCAAGCGGACACCCCUAUCGAAACAACGGAUGGGGAACGCUUGGUAGAAAAGGCAACGGAAGAAGCCGAGACGAAAUGGCACUCGCAAACUGAAGCCAGCAAUGAAGAGUCGCGUGAACAGGGGAUAUCUCUGAAACAGACUGGUCAACCGGAUGUUGAUCCGGAGGACUCACCUCAUUCUGGGGCUGAUCCCUCACCUGUCCAGCCAGACCACAGACCUGAAUCACCGCUCAUUCAAUGUGACUCUCCUAAAAUCCAAUUGAUCAAUGGGGAGAAAACUUCAUUUUAAUGAUGUCCUGCAAUCCAUCAGCGUCAAAGCACGUGUUUUCCCGAUCAGGAGCCUUUAUUUUAUGAUGUGAAAAUACUAAAUGUGUUCAUAUUGUUUAGUAGCCUACGCUUUUUUUUCAGGUUUUGCUAGUGAAUUAAAUCAAUUAUUGCUCUUUUUUUUCUAUGGGGCGUCACCGCACGUCACUGGCUUUCCAUAAACCGACGUUAUGUGGUGAGCCUCCCACAGUUGCACUGUCACAACUGUUGUUUCCUGCCUUAAGGCGGCUGCAUGCUUCAGCGUUGGUGUUACGUUGUUGCGCAAAAUUUACUCAAAGCAAUUCAUGCUCCCUUUUAGGUUGCGCGUGUUGCGCGUGUUGCCAAGCAAUUUACCGCCAGAACAGUAGGUGGAGUAAUAUGUGGAGGAAAGUUUUUCGUUGAAGACGACCUCGAGAAUGACGUCUUUGUCUGUGGGAGUCGUUGGUUUGUUUAUGUGCCAGAUCGUGUUCUCCCCAUACACAGUGAAUGAUGGCAACAGACAGAGGAACAGGGGUGAUGAAGUUGUUGAUCAUUGGGGUUGUAUAAAUGUGCAUAUCUCUCUACAUUUUAAAACGACAUAAUGUGUUGGCAGCAAAGUUAACUUCACUUCAGGUUAAUGCUUUUGUAUAUGAGCCUGCCGGGUGAUACUCCAGACAGGAAGUAGUAACCAGACCAGCAAACCAAUCACAGCCUUGCAGGCUGGGCGGCUCGCGUAAAAGCUUACGUAAAAAAUGACGCAAGUCUAGAAAAAUCGCCCGACGCACGCAAGACGUGAGAAGUCGCGCAAGGGGGGCGCAAGGGCGCGCAAGGGCCUCUUGCGCUUGCGCUUACGCUUACGUAACCGAGCAUAAACCAGCCUUUACUUAUGGAGUUGAUACGUCAAAGGGCAUGCCCAGGGGCGAG